Molecule: messenger RNA, 2748 nt
Organism: Postia placenta MAD-698-R-SB12
Lineage: Eukaryota; Fungi; Basidiomycota; Agaricomycetes; Polyporales; Adustoporiaceae
Exons: 6
Coding region: 1-2748 (915 amino acids)
Source: RefSeq, a predicted model, not a curated record
AUGCGGGGGGCGGCGUUGUUGACGGCCACCUUGCGCGUUUUGUCGUUGCCGACGCUGCAGAUGCUUUCUUCACAGCAACAAAUAAUCCAGGCGAGCACACAACAAGACCCCGCCCGCGUCGCGCCCUAUCUCACCCAUGCUCUCGCUCACCAUGGCCAGUUGACUCUCAUUCCGCCCCAGAAUGCCGCUCGCAUCCGCAAGACAAAGAAGAAACACCCAGCGACCACCGGAGGGAAGCACGAGCGCAGGGUUGCAGACGAUGAGCCCCGAUUCACCACCGCCGUUCCGCCAGCAUCGUCGCGAAGGCUGCAGUCCGCCGCCACUCCGAGCCGGCCUCGGAAGCAGGCCGCCACUGCUCAGCCCCUCCGACCGCACGAUGCUGUGCUUGAUGUGCUAGAUACGUCUGUACCAGACUACCCGCCUCCGUCUUUCCUCGAGGCCAUAUCUUCCCCCUCUCCCUUCUUCCCCGCCUCCCCCAUCUCCGAUACGACCGUCUCUCUAUCUGAUCCCACUACCGCACCCUCGUCUCCGACCAUAUCUUUGUCUCCCACAAUAGCAUUCCCAUCCCAGGGGUCUCCUGUGAGAUCGCCCGCCGGUGUCCAUGUCUCGCCCGACUCGCCCACCCCUGUGCACAGGACCUCCCCCGCAUCCCGAGACAGCGACUCCAGCCUCGAGAUCGUCUCCAUGGAGCCCUCACAGCUAUGGGACGCUGACCGUACUCUCGGCCUCGACCUCGCUGAGCGCGUUCAGCGCGAGCGCCGCCGGCACGAGGCCGCCAAUACCCUCGCGCCAUCCGUGAGCACCCGCACGCCGCGUCCGUCUAUGCCCUACUCAUCUAACCCCGCGACGCCCACUACCCGUGCACGCACCUGCUCUCACUGUGGCUCCGUGCGGCCCACGGACAGCGAGGCCCCAAGUCAUCACGACAGCGACGACGAAGGAGACAACCCAUCCGUCCCCGGCAGCCCCUACAGCGUCCUCUCGCACUCCCAGUCUCGCCACCUCCAUGACUUCAUUGACACGGCGUCGGCACCAACCUCCCCGUCCUCUGCAAGUCCGACGCGCACGGCAUUCACCAACAUGUCCAGCCCAUGGGCGAGUAACGUCACGCUCUCCUUCUUUGGACAUGGGCACAAGUCCAGCCAGGGAUCGUCCCCGCCGACACCGUCCUUGAAGCGGAAGGAGAGCUUUGGUGUGCGUAAGCUGUUUGCGCUGAAAGGUAAGGAGCGCGAGGCGCAGGAUCACCCGAUCGACGAGCUCGACUCGUGGGAGGUAGUGGAAUCCGUCGCGGAGAACAAAGCGACCUCGGACAGAGGUACGCCGCGUGGGCGCGCCAGUCCGUCGCCCGCACAGAAGGCACGCCCAUCCCCCCCGCCCCCGCUCGCCUUUGUGAGUCGCCAACUACGCCGAGGGCAGCCACAAGUCUCCCCCUACGUCAUAUCGCAGGACGCACCGGUCCAUCUCCCGCCCGAGAAGCUGCCACCUCCCGUCUCCCAAGCGCCAUCAACCCAAGCGCCAUUAAGUGGGCAGCCCAAGAAGCAUCGCAGACCACCCCCGCCCCCACCCCCUCGCCAGGCGAACGAUAUUACUCGGGCGCCGAUUGCAUUGAGCGAGAAGGUCCGCGCAGCAUAUCCACGCGAGAAGCAGUCAUUCACGCCACAGAAGAAAGACUCGCGCAUCGCGCCAGCAGCCAUUCCUGCCGCUGUCCAGGACGCUUGUCCCCCGCCUCCGUCGCCCGCUGUUGGCGCGCCAGCGGCACCGACUCUCCCAGCUCUCGCGAUCCCAGCGAACAGCUGUAGCCAGGCCAUCGUUCCCGGCGCCACGCGCACUGACACAGUGCAGGUCUCUCCCCCAGUCUCUUCUGUAUCACAACACCUGCACACAGCGCCUCUUGACAGCCUACGGAACCACGAUGCGCACGGUCUCUGCCGCCCACGCAGUUCGCUUUCUCGCGACGUCAUAUCCGCGCCAUCGCAAAUCGAAUGCGUCCCGUCGGUUCCGUCCACCCCCACGACCCCCACCUCCGCCUCCGGCCAUCACUAUCCCGGGCGUCCUCUGCCGCGUCCGCCGCACUCACCUGUCGUACCCGUCGCGUCGGAGGUUUCACGGGUCCCAGAGAAGUACACUCCCAACCCUUCCGCCCCACCCGCGGCCACUUCGACACCGCCAUAUGCGCCCGCGGUAGUUUCCCAUCCACCCUCUUCAGACCUCGGCCGACGCGAGGACGACGCGUUGGAUCAAGAGCAUGUUCCAGGCGCGUUCGAGAUCGCGGCUCCUAAACCCCCGCCACCGGCUCCCGUGAGCGACCCCCCGCUCAUCGGCGUCGUCGAGAUCGAGCGCAGGCGCGUGCUCAAAGAUGGUCGCACAAAACUGAAGAUAUCCUUGCUUGGCGUCGUUGUCGAAAAGUGCGGUAUAUGUCUGUCACAAUUCAAGGAGGGUGAGACGGCGGCCUUGGGUCCGGACUGCCAGCACUCCAAGCAGGAAAUGCCGACAUCCGCAUUGAACAAGACCGUGCAGCUGGACUGGGACUUUAUUGCGGGCGGUGUCUCCCCAUAUAUCCUUCGCUGCAUGCGCGUGCACGUGUGCGAGAGAGGACCACACGGGGCCGGACGUGUUCAGGGACCGCGGCGCGCCCAAGAUCGACAUCCCGAGGCGGAGCGUAACAAGAUCGGCCAGGUCGUCUCGCAGUCGGUGCAGUUUGCGCCGUUCAACAGUGACUAUGCGUUCGAUGCCCAGGGCGACGCGUGA